UGUUGAUAUCACAAAAAGUAUCUGCUGGGAGAUUCGUGCAUCUCAGUUCAAAUUCGUGGCUCGUCUCCGUUACAACGUGCGUAUGCGACGCGGUGACACGGUGAUUUAUUAGCGAAUUGCUAACGGAACAUUUAGCGUUCGUCGUUAAUAACGUUAGUGCGCGUUGCGGCAAGGCAAUUGGUGCCUUUCUAGAUAGUCGAAAAUAAAAAGUGCAUAUAUUUUGUGGACCCUUAUUUGUGCCAACUAACCAGAAAUAGUUAUAAAGCAAACAGUUAUGUUGCGUGUAGCUGAUUCAGCGCUGCCUGCUCUACCGGAAGCUGUUCGUGCUCUAUAACAAUAUUUUGCGUGACUGUGGCACAGCUUUCAAAAUCUGACAACACAAACACAGGCGUACAAGCGGGUGCGCGCGCGUGUAUGUGUGUGUGUGAAUGCGUGAAAGCGAAAAUGUUUAUCGUGUAAUUUUCGGGGCGAAAAGGAAAAGUAAUAAAACCAGCAGAAGUCAAUUGGAAAGUUUCACAUUUAAAUAGGCGAAAUUCGUUUUAUUACAGCCGAAGGCAUACAGGUCGCCCAGCAGCUGCUUCCAUCUCAAGUGCUGUGCGUGUGUGCGUACUGUGGCUUGUAGAGUAGCUGUGCUUGCUAACGGUGUAGGCGCUGUGUCGCCGCGAUAUGGACGCGUCUAAAUUCGUUCGACUUGGGCGCCUUUGAAGUCAGAAGCGUGUGCGAUUCUCGUUUGCGUAAAAAUAAACACGCGCCAAAGCAGCGGAGAGCGCGUUAGCUGGCAGCUUUGCUGGUUGAUGUAAUGAAAUUGGGCCACUCGUGGGGCAAAUGGUGAAUAAUGUAAAAAACUACAACAAAAACAAAUAUAAAUAAAUAAAUGUAAAAAAUAAAAAUAUAAAUAAAAAUAGUAUCAGGUAAAGGCAGCCGUUAGAAGAAAAAGUGAUAGCAAAAAAAAACAAUCAGUUACGAAGCUAAGUAGACAAACAACAACAAUAACUAAAAUACGUUAAUUUAUAGUGUAUAGCAUAGUGUAUCAAAAAGGCAACAAACUCAAAAUCAAAAAGUCUCUACCGUUAAACAGUUUGGUAAUAGUCCUUGAAAGUGUUUGAAAUCAGCAAAUAAAACACAAACAUACAAGCAACUGUGUAUAAAUAUAUCCCCAAACAACCGAAUUGUGGCCAACAAAAACAACAACGGCAACAACUACUAUUACUUUAACACAUGUGUUGUGCCGUCAGAGUUAGUGCGCCUUUCGGUCUCCUAAGUGUUUUGAGUGACUGCAAAUAAAAAAAUAAGUGCAGAUAAAGUGCCACAAGCAAAAAAAAAAAGCAAAAAACAACGAGCAAAAAGCUAAGCAAAAAAAAAAGGUGAAAAGAAAUUUGCGAGCCAGCUGUCAGACCUGUGUAAAUACAAUCUGGUCGAAUUUUGGCAGUAAGCAUAUAAACACACACGUAUAAACAUACAUUCAUAUGUCACAUAUGUAUGUAUAUGUGCAUGCCACUUGGCGUUCGACCCAUUUACCGUAUUUGCUUAGCGCUAACCGACAUUUCUGUUGACAGAAAAACAGCAAGAUAAACUUCGCCGAAGAUCAACUUAGCCUAUGUCUUAUUCUUGCAACAAACCAUUAAUAUCCGUUACACAAAAAACAACAAAAACAAAAAUAUUAAAAAUUUAUAAUAAAAAAAAAUUUAAUUAAUAAAAAAAAUUAAUUUUUUUCAUAGUAAUUCAGGCGCCGCUUCUUGGCAUUUGUCAGCGUCAAUAAAAUUCGCAUUAUAAUUUGUUUGCAACAUUGCUGCAACAAAGCGAAGUGUAGCUGUUGUUGCUGUCGCUAGUGCAGAGUGUUUGAUGUUGAAUAAUUGGCGCAGCCACCACUGACCGCAUGCAAUAAUUUCAAUUUAUCACAAUUUGCGUGCGUGAGUACAGCGGCGUGCGCGCCAAGCGAUUAGUGCAGUGACCAACUGGCCGAUUGUGGCACAAGCAGUCAGUCAAAGUGGCUAAGCGAAGCGCUUUUGUAGUGGUGCUCAACGAAAGUGAAAUUAAUAGCAAAUAAAUUAUAUACCACAACUACAAGCAAAACAACAACAACAACAACAACAGUGUUGAUGGUUUCACAGUCAAGUGUAUAGUGUAUUUGAUUUUUGUGAACCUUGGUGCGGCACAUUUAACGGUUGAACAAUCGCAAGGAUCGCCAGAAGGCACGACCUUGCUCGAAAAUGUGAGCGUAAGCGUGACAGUUGAAAUACCGAGCGUAAAUGUUAACCUGAAAAGAGAAAAAAUAAAUACAAAAAAACAAUACUUAAAUAAGGGGAAAACAAGGUGGAGUGAGGACUCGCAUGAUAAAGCAAACAAGUAAAUAAUAAAAAACCAACAACAAUAAACAUUAAUAGCGUGUAUUUUAAGUGCUUGUAAGCGAACACACACACCAACAAACCAACAGCACUGCAGCGUCUGCAUGCAUAUUUACCGCUGAUUACAGCAAGGCAAACAGAAAAAAUUACAAACCAAACGAAGGAAGGUGAAAGCAACAAGAAAUUAAAUAAAUGCGAAACAACAACAACUACAAUAAGUACUUACAAAUAUUUGGCACGAAAAUAAAAUGUUAUGGCAUUGCAGAGGUGCACGCAUACAGCAAAAGCUCAUUUAAAACAAAUGUUGCUGCCAACAACAACAACAAGAAUAACUGCUAUAAUAACAAUAACAAAUACAACUGUAAAUGACAUUAGUUCUUCCGGUAAGUGGUAGUGUCAGUAGUUGCUGUAAUAGCGCCAAACAAAAACACGGAAAAGAGAAUUCACGUAACAUAAAACUAAAGUGUUGCCAUACGCAGCCAAAAAUAAUAAUAAUAAGUACUUACAUCUUGAUGCCAUUGUCACUGCUCCAACGCCGAAUGUUUGAGACAGCAAUUACACACAAACAAACGCUAGCGUGCGCUAUUCCAACAGCAACGCCACAAAAACAAAACAUAUAUAGGUGGCAACACUGUAAUUAAGUGUAAUACCAAGUUUUUGCUGUCACAAACAGCAUGAAAACUAUCCAAUUACAAAAGGCAAGAAUUCUAGACGCACUGCCGACAUUCGGUCGCAUCAAAAACUAUUACACAUUCUUGCCAAUUACAACAGUAAAAACAACAAUACCAACAACAUAUCAAGAGAACGUGCAAGCAUUGCCAGUGCAACAAAAACGAAGCGAUUAAAAGUAAAAUUAAAUUAAAAAUAAAUACAAAGUAUUGUGUGUAAAGUAGCAACUAAAAAGUAAAACUACAACAACAAAGAUAAAACUCAAAAGCUACGCAACACAAGAAAUUCCGCUAAAAGUUAUCCGGUGUUGCACAUACAUAAAUGACGGAUUGCAGACUUGUGCAACAAAAUGGCAACCCCGCAAAUUUCCCAAGUCAUUAUCAAUCAAAAAUUCCCAUUUGUAAAUGCUGUUGCGCAAAUCCAAUUAACAACAACAAAAACAACAAGUACAACUACAACAAACACAAAGCUAUGUCGUCUUCAAGAGAGUCGUUGGGUGCGAAGAAAACAUUGUUGCACUGGGUUGAAGAGCAAGCACAACAACAACAACAAGAGCAGCGGCAGUACUCGUCACUCGCUGCACUGGCUUCACCUUGGUUGGAGCGAACAAUUGCUGCUGGUAUGCAUUCUACUCGCCAGCACGUGGGAUCCAACGGGCUGCGACGAGUCACAGGACUUUCAGAAAGCGAUACCUGCCAGAGUUGUUUGGGCUGCAGUUGGCAAAAGCGUCGAUUUGCUGUGCGAUCUAACGCCUCCAACGCCGCAGGACUCCGUGAAGCUGCUGUUGUGGUUCAAGGACUCUACCGGAAUACCACUUUACAGCUUGGAUUCGCGCGGUGGAAACAUCAAAUUAGCACCGCAUUCGGCCAUAGCUAGCGAUUUGGGUCAGCGUUUGUUCUUCUCCAUUGGCGAUAAUCUGAAGGACUCGCGCCUGCAGAUACGCGAUGUGAAGCCAACAGAUGGCGGCAUUUACCGUUGUAGAAUAGACUUUUUCAAUUCGCCAACACGCAACUUUAGAAUUAAUUUAACAUUAGUCGUUCCGCCCGAGGAGCCACGCAUUUUCGAUGCACAAGGCAAGGAGAUUGCCCAAAUGGCCGGACCAUUUCGUGAGGGCUAUGAACUGUUUUUAUGCUGCCAAGUUAAAGGAGGUCGUCCAGCGCCUAAAGUCACUUGGUGGCGCGAUGACGUCGAACUCAAAGGUACCAGCCACACGUCCGUGGAGGAGGGUGUCAUCGUUAUGGUGAAUCAGCUGUUGAUUGGCACCACGACCCGUGACUACUUCGGCGCAAAAAUCGAGUGUCGAGCGCAAGGCACCAAACUGAUAGCGCCUGUGGUGAAGGAUGUAACGGUGCAAGUUCAUUUGAAACCGGUGCGCGUGAAAAUCCUCACAGCCAAUGACCUGCUAACUGCCGGCCAGCCUGUGCCUUUGCGCUGCGAUUCAUGGGGCUCAUAUCCGGCAGCGAAGAUUACAUGGCUAUUGGACGGCGAACCCAUACGGAAUGCGGAAGUGACUGUGCAUAGCGACAGAGAGGACUCAAAUACCACAACCAGCAUACUCAAUUUAAAGGUAACAUCGGAAAAUGAUAAUGCCGAGCUGAUGUGUCGUGCGUCGAAUCCAUGGUUCUCCGGCAGCGCCAUCGAGGACAAGCGCAUCAUUCGUGUGGCAUAUCCGCCAAUAGUGUCGGUGCACUUAGCGAACGAGGACCCCAGUCGCUUUGUUACCAAGGCUGAGGGACAAAAUGUGACGUUCAAGUGUCGUGCAGAUGCGCGUCCUCCAGUGAGCUCGUAUGCUUGGUUCAAAAAUGGCAUGCGUAUGUCCGGCGAAAGCACCGAAAUACUACAUCUGACUCAAUUGGCGCGCGAGAGUGCUGGAGCCUACGCUUGUGGCGCAGCCAAUACGGAGGGAGAGACGCGUAGCUCCAGCUUGACGCUGAAAGUGCAAUACUCGCCCAGAUGUCGACCGGGCACCGAGCAAACGUCAAUCGGAGCGCUGAAUAUGCACUCAGUGCAGGUAAAAUGCGAAGUGGAUGCGGAUCCGCCAGACUCGGUGAAAUUCAGUUGGACUUACAACAACACAAGAAAUGUGUCGCCGGUGCUCAAUUCGAGAAUCACUUCGAAUGGAUUGGUCAGCACCGUUACGUAUCUGCCGCAAACGGACUCGGAGCUGAUAACGCUCGCCUGCUGGGCCAGCAACUCGGUGGGGCGUCAAACCAUCCCCUGCCUGGUACAUAUAUUACCAGCAAAUCCACCGGAGGCGCCAAAGGCUUGCGAACUGCGCAACGACACCGUCUUGGAAGUAGUCUGUGUGGCUGGCAAUGACGGUGGUCUCACGCAAUAUUUCCUGCUUGAAGUAAUUGGCGGCGAUCCACUUUAUGCUAACGAUGCGGGGCGUAGCUUUGCCGAUGCAAAUGUGGGCGACAACGAGCUCUCCACCAUGAAUGAUCAGGCGACGUCAGCACCGGUACUUCGCAUGCAAGAGCCGCAACCGCAAUUUCGUCUCAACAGCUUGGAGCCGGGCAGAGAAUAUCAAUUUCUCGUAUAUGCCGUUAAUGCGAAGGGACGCAGCGAACCGCCGGUCGUAAUCGAGCGUGUACGAGUGGCGGCACAAUUGGGACCAUACGACGAGUCCAUACUCUCCGAGGAUCCCACACCGGCGGAAACGACACACCAUUCAAGUGGCGGUUUGAGCGCCAGCGCCAGCGGCAGCGGUGUGGCGGCUGGGGCGGGGGCGAGCAUCAAUGCUCAUGGACAUGAGAAACAGCAGUCGCAGCUACUCAUACUGGCCGCCGUGGUGGCGAUAGGUGCCGUCAUUGUAACGUCAAUUAUCGUCGCGGGUAUUGUGGUCGUCUGCAGGCAUCGACCGCGACCACCUGAACCGCAGGAUGUGCGCAAAAGUAUGCGACCUGCCCGCAGUGAUGUGCCGUCCAUGUACAUUGAGGAGGACGCGCUGAAUGACGAAGAGGCGCUGGCCAGUACACGCUCCGCCGACAUACGUGCCGCACGCGUGCUGCCCUCGACGCUGGGGCCGCGCUGCAGCGCCAGCACAACGGGCACUCAACACCAUUACAUCUCCGAGGGUUUCAUACAGUACGCACAGCCCAGCCUCAAUGUCUACAUUACAGACCCCGACUUGAUUUUGCCACGCGGCGAAAUGGAAUUCACGACGAUGGAUCCGAUGUUGAAAUAAACAACUUGCCACCGCAGAGAAGUUGAAAACUCAACAACAGCAACAUGAAACAAUGCAUUUUAAGGAAUUUCAGUUUGCCAUGUUCUAAGAUUGAAAUUUUUUUAUGAAACAAAUUUAGCGUAAAAUCAUUAUAGUUAAAAUAAAUUUAAGUUUUAGUCCAAUUAAGAGAGCAUAGCUAGCAUAAGUUCAGAGUAUUAUAAUAAAAAAUAAAUAAAAGCAAAAAUAAAAAUGAAAUAGUUUCUAUAAAAUUUGUAAAUAUUUAACAUAGUAUGAGUACACAAAGCAAAUAUGUAAUUCUAGAAAUCAUUAUCGUUCAAAUAAACUUCGCAGUAAAAGCAAGCUAGAAAUACGGCAAAUAGAGUAAAUUGAAAAACCAUAUAUGACAACAGCUCUCUUUGCAAAAUUUAUAUUCGGUUUCUAAGGUUGGACGCUCGCUCAUAUACUCUUUCUUCGCCACUAUGCGUCCAGCCUAAGUUAUGAAUUCCAACAACAGAGUGCGGCAUGCCAGUUACCAAUCGAGUUGUUAAGAAAAUUAAAUAAUGUUCCCAAUAUUUUCGAAUAUUUAAAAAACUAAGAAAAGUUAUAUAUAUAUGAAACCUAUAAGUUUUGGAGCAAACCCAAAAGCAUUGAACUUUUAACUUCGACUUCUUGUUAAUUAUAACAUAAUAGCCGUUAUCUUUAUAACAAAAUUAAAUAUAUAACAAUUUUUUUUCAAAAAUAGUCCUAGUUGCUAAUAGUUAGGCGUAUAGGUUAAAAAGCACGUAAGCUACCAUAUAUUAAUUUAGUAGUGUUUGGGUUUAAGUUGGCAGUAGAUAUAUCUACCGUAGUUAAUGAUUUAAUAUUCGAAAAAUGUUUCUCUACAGUUUCUGGUCUAAUUUUUGAUGUCUUUUGGGGUUUUGGGGUCUACCUAAAAAAUAUUACAGUACAAAUAAAACUAAUUUUUUGAAUUUCUAGCAAAAUAAUAUUUGCUAUAAUAGUAAAUAAUUUUCAUUAUAGCGAUUAAGGACUAGUCUACCAUAGUUUCAGCGUACUUCUCUUUUAUCACUAUCGUUUGAGGUCGAUUCGUUUUGAGGUAAGAUAUAUAUCGAAUUCAAAGUUCGACAGCCACAAUCUUUAUAUAUUUUCAACAAAGAGUGUGAAUUGAAUAACAACAAAAGAUCUAGCCAGAAUUUACAAAAAAAAUUUAAGUUCCUUGGAAAUUUUUAUAUGAAUUAGAUCGCUUUUCAAAAAUAAUUUUAUUAACUGAACAUAUAGUAACUGAAUAAUCUAGAUAUUAUUCAAAACAUAAAUGUAGCGAUCUCGCUGGAUAUUUUCUAGUUCCGAGAGCCGAUUAUAAUAAUUUUAUAUACAGCUUUUAUAUUUCCUUACAUUAAUAUACGAUUAUUAUCAAGUAAUUGUUAAGCUUAAUUUAUAAGCACUAAAUAGUUAGUGAUUACUAUAUUCCAUAUAAGAGCAGUGCCAUAAAUUUAAAUUUUACUUCUAUUAGGAUAACUAAAAAAAACAUUUUAAGCCACGUUUUAUGAUAAUAUGAAGCAAACUGAAAUCCGGCCGCACUCUGUUUGAAAAAAAAAUUACCAACUGUAAAUGAUUUUAAGCCAAUAAGCGCAGUUCCCAGUUCCAGAAAACCAAGUACUUACAAGAGUCUACCAAAAAUGCAUUAUUUAAAUUAUUUGUAAAUUUACAACUAUUACACUGGUUUUGCUAUAUAAAUAAGCCUCUUAAGCGAUAGUGUGCCCAAAAUUGCAACUACAACUACAAAAAGGAUAGUUACGAAAUCUAACUAAAUGAAAAACUGUACAGUAAAGGCGUCACACACACCAACAUAUGUAUAUAUGCUAUUUCAUUGUAACCAAAAAAAAAAAAAAACAACAACAAAAUAUAUAGUAUAGUUAAAAAAUAACUCUGUAAAAACAACAACAAAGCUAACAAUUGAAAUCAAACAAGUAAAUUCAAAGAUCAAAUAGACAAAGAGAAUAAUCAAAAUCAUUUGUAAAUUAUUUCAUUUUAUAUAGCGAUUAGACAAAUAUAUCUAGAGCAUAUAUAUAUAUACAUAAACACAUACAUACAUACAUAUACAUAUGUAUAAGUUAAGUUUGGUUAAGUUUGACUAGUGUAGCUGAUGGAAAUCAAAAGGAAUUACAUUUAAGUUGAACAACGGUAAAUGAAAAUGUCGAAUUAACCGCAAAAUAUAAACAAAGAAUAUGGAGAUAAAACAUAAAUCAAAUAAAAAAUAUAAAUAAAAUUUAAAAAAUAUAUUAAAAAUGUAUGUAAAAUAGUAAAGUAUAAAAAUAAAUGCAAUUGCAACAGCAACAACAACAACAGUGUUAGUGGCAUUUAGUGUUUACGAUAGUGUAUGCAAAAUAUUAAACAAACAUAUACAUAAAUAUAUAACUUCAUAUACUCACACACACGCACACACAUACCCAUGCAAGCAGAGCUGCAGUUAAAACAAUAAACUCCGUUGGAAAUUCACAAAUUUUUGCUAAAUGUAAUUUAUUCUCUUCAAAAGUAAACAGCAUUCAAUUAAAAAUAAUAAUAAACAUUGAACCAUAUUAAACAACAGUAACAACAACAAACGAUACUCUUGUAUAAAGUUAAAAGAAUAUUAGCAAAUACUUAAAAAACAACAAUGCUGCACUGAAGCAUAACUGCUACCAACAGCUGUUAAACCUCUCUGAGACUUAGUUGCAGAAAUAACAAAUAAAACAUUAAAAAUAAAAAAUAAACAAAUAAAAUUUAAAAAAUACAAAAAACUAAAAAUAAAUAAAAUGAUAAAAAAAAUAAUAGUAAUAAAUAAAAAAAAAACUAUGUGUUUAUACUGCAGCUGUUGAGGAACUAGUUAAUAAAAAUAAAUCAAUAAAAAUUAAAAUUAAGACACGAGUAUUGAGAAUACACUGAAAAAAAUUUAUGUAAAUGUAUAAAUGUUAUUAAUAAGUGAUACGAUUGAAUUUACAGCCAUGGCAAUGCAAUAGCUACAUAUACAUGCAUAGGCAAAUACACAUUGCAUACAUACACGCAUACAUACUGAGUAACGGGAGGUGCAAAAACAGGUGUACUGAAAAAAAUCAACACAAAAAGUUUAAUUAAAAAAAUUGAAAUAAAAACACAAAACAUGCCCAUAACGGUAAACCAAAACUCAACAACAGCAAAGUGACCAACUGAUGCAACAAAAAAACAACAAAAAGCGGUUUAAGCACCGCAGAACAUAGUCAUCGGGAACUUGUAUGUCAGCAGCAUUCCUUAUAAUAUCUGCAUUUCGAUUUUGAAUAAUGCAAAAUCGUAGGCACGUAAAUAACGGUUAUCGCUGAAUUUUGCAUACUGCGCACUUUUCACAUUUUUCCUGCCUCAAUAACACACAUAUUUAUGGCGCAUACCACACAAAAAUAAUGCAUUGGAAUUUUUUAGUGCUGCCAGAUUGCUGCGUUUAUUAUUUCAAUUUCAACUUAUGCGCACUCAAAGCUAACUGUAACACAUAACGCGCAUUUAUUUAUUGUUUUUGUUUCUUAUUCAUUUUAAUGCACUAACUAUACACACUUACACAUACAGACGAACAGUAUAUUGUUUUUUUUUUACCGCGCACAGUUGGUCAUUAGUUGUGUAAUUAAAAGUGCAUCAUUACUAAUGAGUGUGUUAUAAAUAAUUACCGAAAUCGCAAUUAAAAACUCACAACAGUACUGUACACACACACACACACUGAUAAAAACACGAAAAAUCGCACAUAUACACGCCAUGCAUACACAUACAUACAUGUUUACGCAUAUCUGGUCGAUUGCAGCGGAAAUAAAUAAAUAGUAAUGGAAGCGAGUAAAUAUUAGUCGUACGUAAUGGCGAAACUUAUAAUUAAUAAAACAUCAUGGAAAAUUAUGCACAUUUCAUGAGCAGCGUGUGUUGCAUGCAUGCGCUUGCUGCAUUUGCAGGUGCUCGCAAGCAUACACCCACAAAAACACACACACAUAACUGCAGCGACUCAUAUGUAUGUAUUUGUAAGCGCAUAUACUCAUUGAGCAUUCAUUCAAACAACAAAAUAAUAAUUGUAAUAAAAGUAUAAUGAAAUUAAAUUAACGAAGACUAAAAGUAUUUGCGAGAACAAGAAAAAAGAAAACAAAAACACAAUAAAAACAAAUAAAUGCAAAAAUAAUUACAAUUAAA
Molecule: messenger RNA, 10350 nt
Organism: Bactrocera oleae (olive fruit fly)
Lineage: Eukaryota; Metazoa; Arthropoda; Insecta; Diptera; Tephritidae
Gene: side
Product: sidestep
Molecular function (GO): protein binding
Source: RefSeq, a predicted model, not a curated record